CGGUUCCACACGGCUAGACACUAGCUUGACGCAUAGCCAAACUCGACUCGUCCAACAUGGCUGGUCAGGAAGAUCCAGUGCAGAGAGAAAUUCACCAAGACUGGGCCAACCGGGAGUAUAUCGAAGUAAUCACGAGCAGCAUCAAGAAAAUUACUGACUUCCUUAACUCUUUUGACAUGUCAUGCCGAUCUCGCUUGGCUACCCUCAAUGAGAAGUUGACAGCCUUGGAGAGGAGAAUCGAAUACAUUGAAGCAAGAGUGACAAAAGGUGAAACCCUGACUUAAACGACGUCAUGGAAAAUUACAGCAUCCUGAUGCUAUCCUUCCAUUUCCUAGUGGCCCAUGUUUUGUUUAUUUUGAGUUUGCGUGAUUGAUUCCACCCUCUUUUUUGAUGCUCAUUUUUAGAUUGUAUCACUAGUUUUGCUUGUUUUAUAUGAUGCCACCACUGUGUGUAGUAUACAGGAAAUGGAUGUCUGCGUGUGUGUUACUUCGGCAUGGCAUUUUUAAGAAAAAAAGAUAAUCAUCAAAAACUUUGCUUUUAACAUUUUGAGGAAUUUAGUACUUGUGUGAUAACAGAAGGUCAGAUCGGACCAUGUGUUUUACAUCACGUACAUCAUGUCAAUAACAGCACAGAAUUGAUGAGUGGGGACCAUCCUCUUGUGCCAAGUUAAACAAGUCUUGUUGUGUGGUCUUUAAUAAGGACUGUGUGUGUACAUUGCACUCUUUACUCAUAUGUCAAGGGUUACAUACUGUAAUAAAAUGCAAGAAAAUCAUUGUGGAAAAUGAAA
Syngnathus typhle (broad-nosed pipefish) is the source of this 787-nucleotide messenger RNA. RefSeq names its product BRICK1 subunit of SCAR/WAVE actin nucleating complex (gene brk1). The record is from RefSeq and is a predicted model, not a curated record. Gene Ontology annotation, molecular function: protein-containing complex binding. NCBI's taxonomy places the organism in Eukaryota, Metazoa, Chordata, Actinopteri, Syngnathiformes, Syngnathidae. Gene Ontology annotation, biological process: cell motility; regulation of actin polymerization or depolymerization; actin filament organization. Bases 57 to 284 code for a protein of 75 amino acids. Gene Ontology annotation, cellular component: SCAR complex. The transcript is spliced from 3 exons.